AUGUCUACACUCGAAGACCAGCCGCCGCAGGCAGUGCAACUGGAGGCGCUGACUGUGAUGAAGACGAUCAAGCACUGCGCUGCUCGACAUCCAGCGACAGCCACUGGUUUUCUCGUAGGCAUGGACAACAAUGGCACCCUCGAGGUCACAAAUUGCUUUCCUUUCCCUAUCGUCGACGUUCCAGCGGAGGCACAAUUCGAGCAGCAACAUUUCAACUCUGCCGCCGCAGCCCCACGCGCAAAAGCCAAUGCCGCAUAUCAAGCUGAGAUGAUUAGGAUGCAGAAAGAAGUCGGUGUCGAUGCUAAUAAUGUCGGAUGGUACACCAGCGCUAACCUGGGCGACUUUGUCAACUCCAACUUCAUUGAGAAUCAAUAUUACUACCAGAAAGAACUUAAUGAGCGCACCAUCGCUCUCGUGCACGAUAUCAGCCGAAGCUCGCAAGGUGCGCUGAGCAUGCGUGCGUUCAGGCUAUCACCUCAAUUCAUGACAGCAUACAAGGAGAACAAGUUCACCACAGAAGCUUUACUGAAAUCUGGGCUCAAAUAUAGCGAAAUCCUCGUCGAACUUCCCAUCCGCCUGCAUAAUGCCCACAACGUAACGACCUUCCUUAACCAAAUACCUUCCCUCUUGUCAAAGGGAGAGAUUACACCUCCAACAUCCGUUCACAGCAUCGAAUCCAACCCAAGCAUAGCCCGUGACGAACUCGGCCCUAACUUCGACAAAUUGGCAUUAAACAUCGACCCAUUCCUCCAGCAGACGUGUGACAAUCUGCUCGACUCGGUUGAGACACACCAUGUAGAGAGCAAUAACUUCUCAUACUACUCAAGAGCGUUAGGCAGAGAACAGCAGAAGAUACAGCAAUGGCAGGCGAAGAGGAAAGCGGAGAAUGCAGCAAGAGCGAUCAGCAAGCAGCCACCGUUACCAGAAGAUGAGUGGCAGAAAUUGUUCAAGUUGCCUACGGAACCAAGCCGGUUGGAGAGCAUGCUCAAUAGCAGACAGGUUGAGCAGUAUGCGAAGCAGGUUGAUGGAUUCGUGGCUGGCACUUCUGGAAAGAUGUUUGCUGUUAGGGGCAAUCUGUUACCUGGUGAGGCUGGGUCUUCAGUUGAAUAG
Molecule: messenger RNA, 1110 nt
Organism: Lithohypha guttulata
Lineage: Eukaryota; Fungi; Ascomycota; Eurotiomycetes; Chaetothyriales; Trichomeriaceae
Exons: 2
Coding region: 1-1110 (369 amino acids)
Cellular component (GO): cytosol; cytoplasm; eukaryotic 43S preinitiation complex
Molecular function (GO): protein binding; metallopeptidase activity; translation initiation factor activity
Source: RefSeq, a predicted model, not a curated record